AUGAAGCGUAAAGUUGGUGCCCUCGAAAAGAUCGAGGCAGAUCAUGCCGCGCUCCGCUACAAGAUCAAGCGCGACCCCCAGAGCUACCGCGACGAUUUCAGCAAUCAGUACCAGCAGUACGAGACGCUGCGCGACCUUUUCCUCCAGAGCCCUGGAACUCUUGACACGGGCAUUGUCGCUUUGCGGGAUCUGGUCGAGUUCGUCUCUCAUGUCGCCGAUUGCUAUCCAGACCUCACCUCCACAUUCCCGGCCGACUUGACCCAAAUCCUGCUGCAGCACCAUGAAGUACUCGAGUACGAACUUCGGGACAAGAUCGUGGGCAGUCUGGUGCUGCUGAAGAACAAGGAUGUUAUCGAUUCUACUGCCCUGCUGAACACGCUCUUCCCCAUUCUCAUCACCACGCCGAGCAAGUCUCUUCGCCAGCUGCUCUUCACCAAGAUCCUCUCCGACCUGCGCUCCGCCAACGUCAAAACGACCAACCACAAGCUGAACCGCACCAUUCAGACUGUGCUAUACAACCUGCUUGAAUCGGACAAGGAGUCACCAAAGGGCAUCUGGGCAGUGAAGAUAACCCGAGAACUCUGGAAGCGGCAGAUAUGGUCAGAUGCUCGCGCUGUCGAGGUCAUGCGAUUGGCAGCAUUGAGCGACAACGAGAAGGUCAUAGCCGGUGGCGUGCGCUUCUUCCUUGGUGGCGACAAGGAGCGAGAAGAUGCGGCAGACGAAAGCAGUGACGAUGACAACGAUGUCGACAUGGCAAAAUUACGGCAUCAGGUUGGCAUUAACAAGAAGUCUAAGAAGAAGGAAAACAAUCUCAGGAAGGCUGCUGUCAACCUGAAGAAAAAAGAAAAGAAGAAGAAUGCGCCGCACCCGCUAAACUUCUCUGCGCUGCAUCUCUUACAUGACCCCCAAGGUUUUGCAGAGACGCUCUUUUCGAAGCACGUUCAGAACUCAAAGUCCAAGCUUUCUCUCGAGACGAAGCUGCUCGUCCUUCAGCUCGUGUCACGUCUCGUUGGUCUCCACAAGCUCACAGUUCUGUCCCUUUACUCGUAUUUUCUCAAGCACCUCACCCCCCGACAAGCCUCCGUAACAAGCUACCUAGCGUGUCUUGCGCAAGCAACACACAACUAUGUCCCACCCGACGUUCUAGAGCCGCUCGUACAGAAGAUUGCAAAUGAAUUCGUCUCUGAAGCCUCAGCGUCUGAAGUCGCAGCAGCGGGUCUGAACGCCAUUCGCGAGAUUUGCGUGCGACAGCCGUUAGCAAUGACCGAUACCUUGCUACAGGAUUUAGUUCAGUACCGCAAAUCCAAAGACAAGGGCACAAUGAUGGCCGCUAAAGGCCUCCUCUCCCUCUACCGCGAAGUCGGCGCCGAACUCUUGCACAAGCGCGACCGUGGCAAAGUCGCCGCAAUAGGUGUCCGCGCUGGCACCAUCAAGGAGCGCCGAUACGGCGAGGAAGCAGUCGGCGAGGUCGAAGGCAUUGAGCUUUUGGAGCAAUGGAAGGAAGAGGAACGCAGGAAAAAGAUGGAAGCUGCGGGCCUAGACCCGGACGUGGACGUUGAUAUUGAAGUAGAUGACGCCGAAGACUGGAAGAAAUGGGAUGUUGAAUCCGACGGAGACAGCGAUGACUCUGGGGGCUGGAUAAACGUUGAAUCUGACGGUGAAGAGAUCGAAAUCAGUGAUAGUGAGGACGAAAAGGACAAGUCGAAAGAACGUCCAGCGAAGAAAGCGAAGCUCAGCAGUGCGACACCGGCACCAACCGAUGCGAACGACGAGAAGGAACCUUCAAAGAGCGCUGAAGCGGAAGCAAAGUCGAUUUCAAAACUCCUCACAACCACCAUCCUCACCCCGGCCGACCUCAAACAACUCCAAGCCCUCCGCUCCAGUUCUGCCAUCACUAGUUCCCUCCCCUCGCACAAACGCGCCCAACUACUCGCAGCCCGCCACGCCGACGAAGCAAUCACCGCCGAGACCAUCGAGUUUGCCGCUUCCAUUGGCAAGAAGAAUUCCAAGGAGGAGAAGGUUAGGAUGGCCAAGGCAGAUAGGGAGACGAAUCACCAAAGCACCACGGCUAAGCGGAAGGAGAAGAAGGAAUCAGAAGGAAAGAGUACCACCAACAAAGAAAAGGCAAGGAAGAAGAAUUUCCUCAUGACGCUAGGCAAGGCGAAGAGUAAGGAUAAGAGGUCCCUGACCCAAGUGAAGAGGACGUUGCAGGGUCAUAUUGAGAGGAAGAAGAGGGGUGGUAAGAGGGGAAACAAGGGUAAUUAA
Cucurbitaria berberidis CBS 394.84 is the source of this 2265-nucleotide messenger RNA. Its product is annotated as SDA1-domain-containing protein. The transcript is spliced from 2 exons. Gene Ontology annotation, cellular component: nucleolus. Bases 1 to 2265 code for a protein of 754 amino acids. NCBI's taxonomy places the organism in Eukaryota, Fungi, Ascomycota, Dothideomycetes, Pleosporales, Cucurbitariaceae. The record is from RefSeq and is a predicted model, not a curated record. Gene Ontology annotation, biological process: ribosomal large subunit export from nucleus; ribosomal large subunit biogenesis.